UCUGAUUACUCAAGUAAAAGCGCUGAUCGGAUUACUGACAAAAUCUGAUUUUCUGCAGUUAUCGGAUUAUAAGUGCAUGUAAAUAAACUCGAUGAUCGCUGGCUGCCAAAUUAAAAAUGGAAAGCAAGGUUCUUCACCGUCACUGAGGUCAAUCAAAUGCAGUGGGUGGGACUUUAUGAGGGGCUUUCUUGGUGAGGGGCACAUGUUUAUGUAAUUAAAUGCAAUAUAAUAAUAGAUCAUUGUUAAUAGCGACCGAUAUGCAAUGUAUAUUGUGAUAAGUUGGCCAUAUCGUCCAGCUCCAGCUCACAGCCAGAGCUCUGAUCUACAGUCGGCUCUCGUCCUGGUGAAGAUGACCGCGCUGGCCAUCUGAGCGGCGUUUGGUCCGUGUAGUCACUGAUUGAUGUGUUUGCACUCAUGCGUGUGUUUAUUAGUGUGGGUUGUCUCUCUUUUGUGCUGUUCCUCCUCACGUUCUGUCACUGCAAAGGAACCAAUGCUGUUCUACAUCUCCAGAACCUCACGCAGUGUAAAAAUACAUCCUUUAAUAUUUGAGGAUCAAAGCGGUCCAGCUGGACAUCUGUAGGCCUUUGGAAGCUUUUUUGUAAGCUGGAUUUUUUUAACGCUUUUAUAGAAUCUCUCAGACUCCCGUCAUACGACUGAGCUCAUCACAUAUUCAGAGCCUUUCAGACGGACCACAGCGCCGGAGACGGACAGAAGGAACACGUGGACAUCAUUUCUACCAAGACAAGCUUUUUGUAUGGGUGUUACUAAUCAAUGAAUUUCAUAUUUAAUAAUAAUGUUUGUUAUAAUGCGUAUUGUUUAUGAAUGUUGGGCACUUGGUCCUGUCUAGUGGUUUCUUCACGGUCAUUUUUAUGUCAAUAAAUAUUUAUUUCAAUAAAAACAGGCCAUGGGUUCGUGCUCAUGCCCUUUCAUUGGGUCAUUACUUUCUUUUUCCUCUUGCAUUCUGGGUAAUGGGUGUAAUGUCAGUGUGGCGCUGUAUCUGCCGAGGACAGAAGGAAGCGUUAACUUCCCUUCCCUGGCUUUUCUGAAUGAAGAGUCUGUUUGGGCGUUCAUGGAUACGGGUCUGCAAGUGUGGCUGUUUCUGAUCGGACGGUGGUCUUGCAGAUAAGUGAAGAGCGCACACUUAGGGUCCCUCACUUAGGGUCCUCUUAUGAAGCUUAUGUGUUUAAUGUCGACUUUAAGACUGAUUAAUGAGCUCGGAUCUGAUUGGAUCUGGAUCGUACCUCACUCAGAAAGCAGUCCAGCCUGAAACAGUCCUUAUAACUUCGGUCUGAGUGGGCGGGGCAAAGCUUCUAUAUGCUGAAUCGGGUUAACUCUCCGCCCCCCCUGCAGACCCUAUAGGUCACUCACACUGACUCUACAUUACUGUAUGAGCCUGAGGCCUAAACACUCUUCGCUCAGGAUCACCGGCUUCCUAUUCCAUUCUGAAGAUUUGUGUAGGAUAAGGCCAGAUGGAGGAGUCAUUUCUGGAUUAAGGGAAUUGUGUGUGCUGUAAAGUACUGAAGAGACCUCAGGCCUGCAGGAGGAAGGCAGAAGGAUGAAGAGACAUUCCAGAGCGAGUGAGAGAUGAGAGGAAAGCAGCAGCUAUGAAGAAAACAGCGGCCUUCACAUUCAGCUUUAUUACAGCGGCGUUCGUCCUGCUUACAGUUGGAGCCGAGGUGGACGUGUGCGCCUCCUGCCACGCUAACGCUACCUGUGAGGAUAAAACAGAUGGAUCUGGAGGGAAAGUGUGUAACUGCAUGUACGGCUUCGUGGGAAACGGGAGAACUCACUGCCAAGAUAAGGACGAGUGUCAGCUGGGCAGGAUCUGUGGUGACCACACGGUGUGCCACAACACAUACGGCAGCUACUACUGCACCUGCCUUCAGGGCUAUAGGCCCUCCAAUAACAUGGCUGUCUUCAUCCCCAAUGACGGCACCUACUGCCACGAUGUGGACGAGUGUGUGGUGCAAGGUGUGUGUGGAGAGGGCGGUGUGUGUGAGAACAGUGAGGGGGAUUUCUCCUGUACCUGCCAAACCGGAUACAGAGUUCAGAGCGGAUCGGAACCGUUCCAGCCUCACAGGGACUCCGCCCACUGCAAAAUGGUGGACUGUGGUCCUCCCCCCUCUGUUCCUCAUGCAGUCCAGCUCUCUCCGUCUCUGACUCGUUUCGGCAGUGUGGUGAGGUUUGGCUGUGCAGAUGGCUUCGUGUGGAGAGGAGGAGGAAACAGCUCCGUCUGCACCGCUGAUGGACACUGGAGCGGUCCCAGCAUGCACUGCGAAGAGGUGAACUGCGGUGAGCCGCCCUCUCCGCCCCACUCAGAGCGGCUGUGGGGGGGUCGCUCCAGCCUGGGCUCCACGGCGCUGUAUGUAUGUGUGGCUGGGUUUUAUAACGCCGGCACACAGAACGUCUCUGUAUGCUCUGCUCUCGGGAGCUGGAGCCACACCGACUUCCUGUGUAGAGAGAUACAGUGCGGCGCCCCUCCUCCCCUCCCCCACACGGUAGUAUUAUGGGAUGGCAGCAGUAAGGUGGGAUCGGUAGCUGUGUAUGAGUGUGAGGCUGGAUAUCGCAUGGUGGGUUCAGGGCACGAGUCGGAGUGUAACAUACACGGACAGUGGACUCGCACACACAUCACCUGUGAAGAGAUCCGGUGUGGGGAGCCCCCUGUAGUGCCCCACAGUGGCCAGUUGUGGAAUGGCAGUGUGCGGUUUAACAGCACUGUGAUGUAUUAUUGUAAUGAAGGAUAUUAUCCUGCAGUGGGAGAGAAUAAGUCUGUGUGCACUGAGAACGGUUCCUGGAGCAAAACAACUCUAACAUGCAGAGAGAUAAAGUGUGGUGUCCCCCCGUCUUUCCCUCAUGCUGUCAUGUUAUGGAACGGACUCAGUAAGGUCGGUACAGAAGUGCGCCAUAAGUGCAGCGACGGUUUUUAUAACGUUGGCAAGCAGGACGUGUCCGUCUGCUCCAGCAGAGGAACCUGGAGCCUCCCUCACUUUCUGUGUCGAGAGGUAGACUGCGGUGCCCCGCCCCCUCUCCCCCACACUGUGCUGUCCUGGAACGGCAGCUCCAGUCUGGGCUCUGUGGCUGUGUAUGAGUGUGAGGCUGGAUAUGGCAGUGUGAGUGCGGAGAGCCAGUCGGUGUGCGGCUCCCGCAGCCGGUGGAGUCCAGUUCACCUGCACUGUGAAGAGAUCCGCUGUGGUCCUCCCCCCUCGCCCCCCCUCACCCAGCUCAGCUGGGACGGGUCUUCUGUCCCCGGCAGCGUGGCGCUUUACUCCUGCCCUCGGGGUCUCCGGCUGGAGGGACACAAAAACUACUCCACCUGCACCACCGAGGGGAUGUGGGAGAUGGUGUUCAUCACAUGCAGAGCGUACUGCGGGCCGACUCCGCUGGUGCCCCACUCCGAGGUGCUGUGGGAGAACAGCACUGUGGUCGUCCAUCGCUGCGCUAAAGGAUACUACCACCGCACGGGAAGUGACAAAUCAGUGUGCGGCAUCACGGGAAAGUGGCAGGCGGCCACCCUGCGCUGCAGAGAGGUGAGGUUUGCAGUGAGGGGUUUGGUGGUGUAUAACGAGAAAUGUCUGCGCUGGAAAUCGGAGGCAGAGACAGAAGAAUACAGAGAGCAGUAUAGAGUAAUAUUUAAUGGAGAGAGGGACUUUGACCAUUUGUUCGCUGACCGACGGAAGAAACUGUACAUUUCUGCAGCCCUUCAGCCGGUUCUGUGUUUAAACCUUCAGCCGGCCACUAAUUACACCAUCACUGUUACUGCAGAGUCUACUGGAGACACAUCUACUGUUACAGCAAACACCAGCUUACCGGCUCCUCCCACACCUGUGGUCAGGUACAGUGAGGUGGACAUUCACUUACCCAUGCUCAGAUUGCGCAGAACCACCAGCACACUGGACCCCAUAUGCAUGUAUCAGGUGAUUGUGUUACCUGCGGAGGGGGUGUUGGUGUUUGACUGCGGCUCGUCUCUCGUGGCGCGGCGGAGCUGCAGUGGUGAAUACGUGGCGGCUGAGUUGAAGCUGAGGGGUCUGGGGAGGGACUUGAACUUCACUUUAGGAGACCGCCAGCUUUAUGGAGAUUGCUACAACGCUCCCCUGGAAACGGGGAGAGAUUACUACGUCAUACUGCGCACAGUCUGCCAGUGGAAGCAGGCUAGAAAGCAGUCCUGCGUUAUCUGGGCCAAAGCUACAGGAACAUCAUACGGCACCACUAUGUCUGCUCUGCUGACCUUCGGCACCAUCGGGGCUCUGGGCGUGAUGGGCACUAUGGGCUACUGCUGCAGCUGGUUCUGGAAGGUAGCCAGGCCCUGACGGAGUAUAGAAGUAGUUGAUAUUGUUGGCUUGUAAUAAAAUACACAGAUUUGUUAAAAAA
Messenger RNA from Pygocentrus nattereri (red-bellied piranha), 4368 nucleotides. RefSeq names its product sushi domain containing 1 (gene susd1). The transcript has 21 exons. Gene Ontology annotation, molecular function: calcium ion binding. The coding region runs from base 1605 to 4307 and encodes 900 amino acids. The record is from RefSeq and is a predicted model, not a curated record. NCBI's taxonomy places the organism in Eukaryota, Metazoa, Chordata, Actinopteri, Characiformes, Serrasalmidae.